This is a messenger RNA of Sabethes cyaneus, 6130 nucleotides long. RefSeq names its product regulating synaptic membrane exocytosis protein 1 (gene Rim). The record is from RefSeq and is a predicted model, not a curated record. The transcript has 21 exons. Gene Ontology annotation, biological process: regulation of synaptic plasticity; intracellular protein transport; calcium ion-regulated exocytosis of neurotransmitter. Gene Ontology annotation, cellular component: cytoskeleton of presynaptic active zone; presynaptic membrane. Bases 1085 to 5476 code for a protein of 1463 amino acids. Gene Ontology annotation, molecular function: transmembrane transporter binding; small GTPase binding. Lineage: Eukaryota; Metazoa; Arthropoda; Insecta; Diptera; Culicidae.
UCCAAACGUGUGUCCCGAUAAAUUGGUUUUUUCGGGAGAAAAAAUGUGAAAAGUGAACAAAUUUUUCAGAAAAAUUACGGAUUGAAAUGUGCCGUGCGUGUCCUGAAUGGAAAAAGUGACUUACUCUAGUAGGAAAAUUGUUAAAACAUCGAAGAAAUGAAAUGAAGUUCGAUCUUCGAGUGUCGAAGAAGAAAAAAGAUGGAGAGCAGAGGAAAGGAUUGAUCUGCAUGUGUUUUUUCUUCGGAAAAUGAAUAAAAUAAUGGUGAAAAAUAUAAUACGAUUGCUUCGAGUUGCCGUUCAGCACCCAAAUUUAAACAUGACUAUGGAAGAUGUAUUUGACAACUAUAUUGGAAUUGAGUCAUGAAUCCAAAACCAGCUGUGAAAUGGAACUGAUAUCGAAGCUUUAUCCACCAUAGCAUACAAUGGCCACCUUACUGGUGGUACCAGUAUGCUGCUGCACCACUUUGCCAGUGAAGAGGAGAACACAUGCAUGAAGAAGCACAUUCGAAUGCACCUAUUCGGGGAAACGGUAAAAAUGUUCACCAAAACCAACCGCGAUAUUCGUUUCUCAAGUGUAGCUAACGGUGAAGACAAUGACAACGCUAGCAGCGAAUACCAAUUUUCAAAAUGUGAAACCAAACUGAAAAAAUACAAAGUGACAAACUCCGAUGAAUACCCAUCGGCGGGAAACGUGAUCAAUGACGGCAGUUACACAGUGAACAAAAGCGCAAAAAACCGUAGAUAUUUCCUAUAACGAUAGUUUCCUGAACCGGAAAUAGGCGUAGUCGCAUUUAGUGUGUACAUAGUGCGAAGUUGAGAGGAUCUGGUCGAAGUAGUGCCAGCCGAGCAUUUGCGGAAUAAUAACGAAAUAGUUCAUAAGUAAUAGUUACAAAAUAGUGCUUCAUUAAUGUUUUGCGAAGUAGUCCAUAAUCAACAGCGCAUAGUGAGAGUUAGGCGGUAACAUAAAUUGAGAAUAAAACCAGCUUGUUUUAAAUUAACAUAUAGUGAUAACUACGGCUAAGAUACUUAAUCUGUGAAAUACGCUAGAUAUCGUAUUUCGGUUCACAACUAGGACAUUACCAAAAUGGCCGAUAUGCCUGAUUUGUCUCAUCUGACACAGGAGGAACGAGCGAUAAUAGAAAAUGUUAUGCUCCGGCAGCGACAGGAGGAGGAGCGGGAGAAUGAGAUUAUGCGGAGAAAACAAGACGAGGUGGCGACGCUCGUCGACUCGAUAAGACAAAAGUCUGAGCAGCAGAAGAAGGCAGGCGUCGAGCUGGAAGCGACCUGUCAUAUUUGCCUCAAAACAAAGUUUGCGGAUGGCAUCGGACACAUCUGCAAUUAUUGCAACAUUCGUUGCUGUGCCAAAUGUGGAGGCAAAGUGACGCUGCGCAACAACAAGGUGAUAUGGGUGUGUAUCGUGUGUCGAAAGAAGCAGGAACUGUUAUCCAAAACCGGCCAAUGGAUAAACAAAAGCACCAGUCCAGAUGGUGUUGCUCGUCGAAUCGAGGGAGACCCAAGGAGUCUUUCUCAUACGGGCCUGGAUCCACUCGAUCCAUCCGACAAACGACCAAAACUAGAGCGCGCACGAAGCGCAGCGGAGAAGGAGAACGAUCCGAUGAUGCGUGCUGGAGGACAACUGCGCCGCCAGUAUUCGCAGCAGGAUGUACCGCCGCGGCGAAUGUCGCAGUCCGACAGUGGGGUGGAUAUUUCUACUGGUCCUCAUCAAACGAGAUUACCUAUACCACGUAUGCAUUCACAGGCUAUGCAACAGCAAAGUCCGUACGGUCAGUAUGCACAACAUCCGGGCCUUCCACAACCACCGGUACAAACGACUCCGUACGGACGACACCAAGCGCAUAUGAAUACCCAAUUGCAGACAACGCGUUCUACCGGAAAUGUGGGAAUAGGUGGGUAUGGCCAGGAGGAUCCGAGCUAUUAUCAGGGUGAAAUUGAAGAUCUAAUGCGUGCGCAUCCACACCUGGUACAUCCUCGACAGCAGCAACACUAUGCUGAGUCGAUGCAAUCUGCUGCCCCAAGCUAUGGCAGCGGAAGCAGCAGUGGUGUCGUACUGUCGGCUGAACCCAUCAAGAAACAUAAGCGCCCAAUGGGCGGGCCCUACCUUCCACAACAGCGAUCUUUCAGCAGUUCCGAUGAGGAUAUCCGAUCAACGCCGGAAUACGAAGCCGGGCAUCAAAGACAGUAUUUUGAUAAUCACUCUCGACUGAAUCCAAGCCUAACUGAUUAUCGAACGAGAAAGCUGGAUGUCCAACAAAGAAAUAACUAUAAUCGAACCAACCACAAUCGGUACCAAAGCCAGCAGACGCACUUGCAUAGUCAGCAGCCGCUACCGCAGGUAGUGGUUGCCGAUAGCACCAUUACUUCUUCGGCGUACGAUAACAAUAAUCACCACCACAGUAGUAGUCAUCAUCACCAUACUCACCAGCCAGUGCCGCAAACCAAUCAAGUUCAUAAUAGCCAAUAUCAGUAUAUACAGCAGAACAGUCGGUACAACGCUAGUACUGCUGGCAAUGACCAGCCGGACCCAUAUUGGGAUGAUCCGGCAGAUAGCAGACGAUUUACCGAGCGAAGAAAGAAAACGGUGAGGUUCGAUGGGCAAGAAUCUGAUGAUUGGGGACGGUGGGAAUCGGAACGACAAGGCAGCCAGGAUUCAGCCACUAAGGACUCUGGAAUCGACACGAGCAGCACAUUCACUAGUAGUGAAGACUCAAACCGAGGCGAUGGUCCAAAGAAUCCGGUUAGUUGGCAAGUGUCAGCAGAUGGCAGUCGUAUGAUUAGUCAUAUGGUACUGCAAAGAAAUAUUGACGGCGAAGACGUUUUAGGACUCAAAGUACGAGGUGGUCAGGUACUACCGAGCGACGCAGCGAUCGUUGAGCAAGUACAGCGCGGUUCAAUCGCGGAUCAGGAAGGACACAUUAGGCCAGAGAGCUACGAACGCCGUGAUAAACCUAGUGUUCUUGUAACGUCGCCGGGCUCGCCGGAUUUGCAUAGCGUUCGAAACUACUCCGCCAAUCUUCGCUAUCCGAACCGACUGACGCCGGCUGCGCCAGUUGUGCAGCAGGAAAAUAGCGUCGGUGGGCGGGUUCAGAUAAAGCUGGGCUUCGAACCGAGCUCCCUGCAGCUGAUCGUGACAAUUGUGUGCGCCGCUGGACUCGUCACCAGGUUGACUGGCGCAGCACGAAAUCCAUACGCCAAAAUUUGUUUGCUUCCUGAUCGAAGUGAGAAAUCCAAACGGCGGACGAAGACACUAGCUUUAACUAACGAUCCUCGCUGGGGCCAAACCUUUGUUUACGAAGGCCUGCGAAGGGCUGAUCUACAGAAUCGUCUUUUCGAGGUUACAUUAUGGGACUACGUGCGUUACGGUGCUAACGACUUUUUGGGAGAAGUGAUAAUCGAUUUGGCCACGCAUCCACUGGACGAUGAACCAGAAUGGUACAUACUGCAGCCGCACCAGGAGUCUAUACGAGAAACUUUGCGUAGAGACGAUAGAGAACCAGGCAACGAAUUGGAUAUGAUUUUAACCCCGACCGAUCAUUUAUCGCCACCGAGCACCACUUCAAGGUUGAGUGACUCAGACACGACUUCCGAAUGCGAUAUAGAUGGUCUGAUGACUGGACGUGACGGCGCUAGCGUAUCAUCACUAGGAAGCUCAUCAAGUCCUCCACCAGAGGUUGACCUACAGGAGCGAAGAUCUCGCCGUGAUAUGUCGCCACAGGGGCGGAAACGUGCGGCUGGUAUGGUAGCAAAGGAUUAUCGAACGGUGUCUGGAGUCGGGCAAGGUUUUCACAAUCAAAUGAGUAAUGAGACAUCAUCUUCCUACCGGCGGAACGGGACAAUGGCACUGAAUCAACGGAGUCAGUCUGCGGCACCAAGCGAAAACUAUCGGGACGAUCGUCGGGGUUCGCUAUCGCCACAAGAUGAUAGAUAUACCGAAUAUCCAGUUCUUCCAUUACACCAGUACGCGCCAAGAUUUCAAUCGCGGUCAGCUACAGCGACACCAACUGGUUCACCGAAGAAACGACAAUUACCACAAGUACCUCACGUGUCACGAAAUGCGGCAAUGCGAGAACGAUUUAUACAGGACUUUGAGGAGCGUAGUGGAGGACGUUAUGCUCGGCACCGGGGUCGUCAGGGCCACCAUCAACCAACGUAUCGGAGUACGGGAAUGGGAGGAUGGGAGCGCCACUAUUCCGGACUUUCUGACAGCGAUCUAACGACACACUCAUUAGACAGUAGAAUUAGACCUAGAAAUUCGUUAUCUCCGGAUAAAGAUUUCAUGGGUGAUUUUGGCGACUCUGAUAUGGAGUCGGUAGUUAGUGUUUCUUCAAGUGCUUUUUCAACUCAAUCGGAACGACCACGUGGAUCAAAAGGAAUAAGCGAUUACGACAUGAGAGAUCGAGGUCGAUACGGGCACAACGGAGGACGAGACGCGUAUCGACGGCGUGAGCGCGAUCGUAACAGUAGUGAUCAUGAGCGGGACCGUGAUCUGAGUGACCGAGAACAACGAGAAUCGCGCGAGCGUACCGAUAUGGAUCGAAGUCUUUCUAACAAUGAGGGCACGCCCGAGGAUAAAAUAGACGGUAGCCUAAGCGAUACGGCCGUGAUACAGAGCUUGGACUCGCGGCGCAAACUGGAUCAACGAUCGCCCAAAAGUGAAACCCCUACGAGGGACCGCGAACGCUUCGGUGCCGGUAUGGGCAAGAAAAGUAACUCUACUUCGCAGUUGUCGGCAACAGACCAAGGAAUAUCGCCAUCAUCCUCGUCGUCAACAUCGCAACGCAAGCGGUCUUCAGCCGGCUCGAUCCAACGAUCGGUCGAGGUGACGCCGAUUCCAUCACAGUCGUCGGCCUAUGGCGCCGGAAGUUUACAUUCAAUCUCUAGCUCCGAGGGUUCCUCGUGGUCACCAUUGCUACGGGUGGCCGCUGAUACGGGACCUUUAUCGGACUUCAUCGAGGGCUUGGGACCAGGACAACUCGUUGGACGCCAGGUACUGGGUGCUCCUGCCUUAGGUGAUAUUCAACUUUCUAUGUGCUAUCAAAAGGGUUCCUUAGAAGUUGAAGUGAUAAGAGCGAGAGGAUUGCAGGCACGUCCUGGCUCAAAAGUACUUCCAGCGCCUUAUGUUAAAGUGUAUUUAGUUUCCGGUAAAAAAUGUAUAGAAAAAGCUAAAACAACGACUGCUAGGAAAACGUUUGAUCCAUUAUAUCAACAACAAUUAGUGUUUAGAGAACCAUUUGCUGGCUGCAUACUACAAGUGACGGUGUGGGGUGACUACGGGCGAAUGGAGGGCAAAAAAGUGUUCAUGGGUGUAGCUCAAAUAAUGCUGGACAACCUAAACUUAUCACACAUAGUCAUCGGAUGGUACAAACUGUUUGGAACCACAUCACUGGUCAGUGGACCACCUAGUUUGGGUCUAUCUAGGCGAUCCUCAAUUGCAUCACUCGAUUCACUUAAGCUGUAAAACUCAUUGACAUCACUAUGUUUAUUUUUCUCCUUCGGUAUCGUUUUCCUUCCUCAUUUCGUCGUUUAGUUUUCGGAACCGUAUCCCUUCUGUUCUCGUUAUCGUUUUGAUUAGACAGCUAGUUUAGUUACAGUGAUUGUUGAUUUUGUAUAGGAAAAUAGUUGAUGUAGAUCGAAUUGGUUUUAUAGCAGGAUACGGUAUAUUGCAAUGGUUAAGUAUUUCUAAUGUCCAAUUCUCCACUGGCAGCAAUAUGCAGUUUUAGAGUAUGUUUUCACCAAACAUGCGGAACCAAUUUAGAUUUUUACAACGGAUGAUGAUUAACAAAACAGGAUACAAAAUAGUAGUAAAAUACUGUUUUUGAUCCAGCAAUUCUGUAUCACGAUGUCACUAAUGAUGUGCUACAGAGUGCACCCAUAAUAGUAGUAACUGUCAAAAACAAUUUGGCAAAACUUAUAACGUGUGUAACCUUUACCACCACUGUACGACCAAAUAUAAUCCCUAUUAGUUAUACGGUUCCCUAGAGUUUUGUUUUGUUAACCUAUAUUGUAAUUGUGUUAUAAUCGACCGGUCUUAGUUACCUUUUUCGACAGAAAAAGGAAAUUAGAGUAAAUAAAUCUGAUAGUUGAAUUAAUUUUGACAUUCCAAGAACGAAAA